Podarcis muralis (Common wall lizard) is the source of this 1879-nucleotide messenger RNA. RefSeq names its product microtubule associated protein 1 light chain 3 beta (gene MAP1LC3B). NCBI's taxonomy places the organism in Eukaryota, Metazoa, Chordata, Lepidosauria, Squamata, Lacertidae. The record is from RefSeq and is a predicted model, not a curated record.
GUUGGUCAGCUGAUCGCGGACGAGGGUUUUGGUGUGGAUGGUCCGCGCCGCUGAGAGGGGAGAGAGUCGAAGGAGGUGGAGGAGGAGCCAGUCGCCGCCGCCGCCGCCGCGAUGCCCUCGGAAAAGAGCUUCAAGCAGCGACGCACUUUCGAACAAAGAGUAGAAGAUGUCAGACUUAUUCGAGAGCAGCAUCCUACAAAGAUACCAGUAAUCAUUGAAAGGUAUAAAGGAGAAAAGCAACUUCCCAUUCUGGAUAAAACAAAGUUUCUGGUCCCAGAUCAUGUCAACAUGAGUGAGCUGAUCAAGAUUAUCAGGCGUCGGCUGCAGCUGAAUUCCAAUCAAGCUUUCUUCUUACUGGUGAAUGGACACAGCAUGGUGAGCGUUUCAACACCAAUUUCGGAGGUGUAUGAAAGUGAAAAGGACGAGGACGGAUUCCUGUACAUGGUGUAUGCCUCUCAGGAAACAUUUGGAAUGAAAUCUGUGUAAACCAUCCCCAGUGGCUUGUAGCCUAGGAUAGUUUUUACCCCUCCCUCCCACAGGAAAAAACAAAGGGAUGUCACCAACCUGCUCACAGUAGUUGUGCUUAGCGGGUAUUCUCACCGUACUGUUUUAUUUGUGAAUAUUGAACAGAUGAGUGCCAGUAUAGACAAGCAGCGCAGCUUUGUAGACCUGCUAUAAAAUUUGCACAGGCACAUUUGCUUUAAGCCUCUGGAAUUUUAAACUAUACUGUAUGUGUGUGUGUGUGUUAAGUUGCCAAUAAAAGGGAUGUUUGCAUUAAUCAUAGAAAAUGGGCUAGCAUUUAGCAGCAAACUGAAAUACUUGCGUGUGACAUCUCAUAAUGUUAAGUCAUGUUUCAGCUCCUGAAAACUGUUUUUUAAGAAAGGGAACAAAUAGGAGUAAUGGUCUGCUUCUUUUAACCUUUUUUUGAUGCAUGUGAUGAAAGGGGUGGGCAUUAAUUCAUUGGUACUGUUACUUUAGAAGGCAAAACAUCAGAUUGCUAAUUAUUGUUAUAUACCAAACAUCACAGCUUUAUGCUAGUUUUAGGAAAUAUAUACAUAACUGUUGUCAAAGAAAAGCUUCCGUCUACCCAGAGUUUGGUAUUCUGUUCUACACCUUGUUAAAUUUAUUCUAAUUAAAUCAACCCAAACCCUCAGCAAAGAGGACUUCAUUUUGUCAGUCAGAAAGCAUUGGGAGGUAGCAGGGUUUUGAGGUUAGCCAAUUGCCAAAGUAAUACAGUAAACAUUGGCAGUAAACAUCGCAGCUGUUGAAUUGUUUCUUUAUAUUUAGCAUAUUAACCUCGCUACCCAAGUUCUUGAUUUUCAUUGAAAUACAUGAAGAACAUUUUUGUAUUUCCUCGUUGGCAGAAAGCCCUUGUUUCCUUUAGCUGCAUUUCAAACUAUCAAAACUCAAAAAGAAUUUCCCUUUGUUUUAAAGUUGCAAAGAAGUUUGAUCACUGCUUCCAGUCAGUUGCAUAGGGACUUAAAUUUUGCUGUAAACAGGGUAUGUCCUGUGCAAAAGGAAAGUAAUUCAGAUAGUGUCCUGCUUCCCCAUUUGUUAUACAGUGAAAUGUAGUAAGCUAAGACUUAUCCUUGUAUAUUAAUGCAUGUGAAUUUAAUUAUAUGUUAUAGCAAACAAAUUUUUAUUAUGUGGAGAAGAGGCUAAAUCUUGACAUGCUGUAAAAUAUCAAUAUGACAUGCAGUUUCUACCUUUGCAUGCAUCUGUUCAAUGCUUGCUUCUAACAAGUUCACUGUGAGCUUUUACUUCACUGUAAAAUUUUAAAGUCUUCUGUUCAGUUACUAUUUCUUCAUAAGACAGCCAUCCUUACAAUGGGCUAAUGGCUGCUCUUGUAUAAAUGUUGAUUUUUCUUUUGUUUUUUAAA